Messenger RNA from Saccoglossus kowalevskii, 632 nucleotides. RefSeq names its product MFS-type transporter SLC18B1. Gene Ontology annotation, molecular function: transmembrane transporter activity. The record is from RefSeq and is a predicted model, not a curated record. Gene Ontology annotation, biological process: transmembrane transport. Lineage: Eukaryota; Metazoa; Hemichordata; Enteropneusta; Harrimaniidae.
UGUACGUUAACGUGUGUACGAUGAGGAGAUAGGUGAAAUAACUGGAUAAUAACUGGAGUGUUGAACCUAACGAAUACACGAACUCAGGUGAUCACACGUCGUGAACAGGAUUAGGCUCAGUUUGUGCAAUUAUUUGAGGAAAAGAUCAUCAUCACUGGCCCAUAGUCCACUACAAAUCCUGGAUUCUGAUUGGUCAAUAGGUACAGUCGUGUGAUAAGGCAAUACAAUAGACAAUUUGGAGAAUGGUAGAAGAGGGGUCUACGAGUGAGAACAAUGACGUUGAAAUGCUCAUAGUCAAAAACGGUGACGCACUACACGAAGUCGAUGAACCAGACAAUAUUGACUCUGAAUUCUACAAAGACCUGGAUGACGAUGGCAUGGAAACCGACAAAGAUGAAGAAAAAUCUGAAGCAGAACCAGAAAUCGGAUGGCGAAAUAUGUCAAGAAAGUUGAACGUACUCUUGGCUGGACUUUGUCUCAGUAGAUUUCUGUACUACGCGGCUUUUUCGAUGAUAGCACCGUUCUUUCCAGACGAGGCUGCGGAACAUGGCGUGAACGACUUAGUUAAUGGUCUUAUUUUUAGCAGUUAUUCAAUAACAGCAGUUAUUGUUUCACCUCUAUGUGGGCGUUUA